AUGUACAAGCUCCUCGCCCUCGCCCUCCUCGCCUCGAGCGUCUUGGCCAUUCCGCAGGACGAGACGACUGCCACUGUGACUCUCCCAACAACGACCGUCACCAGUCUCCCAGGGCCAUCAGAUCCCGCUUCCACCACUAGCCCCCCAGGAGCCUCACCUACCGACAGCGUUACCUUCACCAGCCCACCCGGCAUAUCAACAUCCCCAUCAUCGUCUCCGACUACGACUCGCCCAACCGGCUCCCGCUCAACGCCGCCUUGGUGGUCUCGUCAGAGCCCGAGCCCGAGUUCGAGCUGGACCGCAAGUCCGAGUGGGACGCCCACUGGUCGUCCUGGGACUGGGGGUGGUAACGGCAAUGGCGAUGGGAAUGGUAACGGCAGUGGCAAUGGCGAUGGCAGCAACAGCGGGAGCGGUGGUAGUGGAAAUGGAAUUGGAAAUGGCGACGGGAGCGAUGGGAAUGGAAACAUUGGGAGCGACAGCAAUGGUUCCUCUGGUACAACAGGCGGAUCCGACCCGGUGUUUACGGGCGCCGCGCAAGGAUUGUACGCCAAUCCGAACGCGGUUGGAUUAUAUGCAGUUAUUGCUGGGGUUUUGCUUGGUGGGAUGAUUGUUUAG
Molecule: messenger RNA, 615 nt
Organism: Aspergillus mulundensis
Lineage: Eukaryota; Fungi; Ascomycota; Eurotiomycetes; Eurotiales; Aspergillaceae
Exons: 1
Coding region: 1-615 (204 amino acids)
Source: RefSeq, a predicted model, not a curated record